AUGGGACGGCGAGGAGACAUCGUCGUCCUGGCGUUCGCCGUCGCUGUGGCGGCGACGGUUGCGGCGGGUUUCAACGUGACGACGAUGCCGUUCGACGAAGGGUUUGCGCCGCUGUUCGGCGACGAGGUUGGGAAUCUCGUGAGGUCCGGCAACGGACGGACGGUCAGCCUCCUCCUCGAUCGCCUCUCCGGAGCUGGAUUUAUAUCGUCGGAGAUGUAUCAGUACGGAUUCUUCAGCGCGUCGAUCAAGCUGCCGGCGGACUACACGGCGGGGAUUGUGGUGGCCUUUUACACAUCGAAUGGAGACGUAUUUGUGAAGAACCACGAUGAGUUAGACUUCGAGUUCUUGGGCAACAUUCAAGGGAAGGAGUGGCGCGUACAAACCAAUGUGUACGGCAACGGUAGCACCGAUCGUGGCCGUGAGGAGCGAUACUACCUCCCUUUCGAUCCCACCGCUGAUUUUCACAAUUAUUCCAUCCUUUGGACCGCCCAAAAUACAAUUUUCUACAUCGAUGACGUCCCAAUCCGCGAGGUGCGGCGGUCCGCCGCGAUGCGCGGCGACUACCCGUCGAAACCCAUGUCGCUGUACGCCACCAUCUGGGACGCCUCCAGCUGGGCCACCUCCGGCGGCCGCUACAAGGUCAACUACAAGUACGCCCCCUUCGUCUCCCAGUUCUCUGACCUCGCCCUCCUCGGCUGCCGCGUCGGACCCCUUCAGCAAUCCGUCUCCCCCGGAUGCGCCGCCGCCGACGCCCAGCUCGCCGCCACUGGCCUCGCCGAUCUCACCUCCGACCAGCGUCGGGCAAUGCGCACCUUCCGCGAGCGCUACAUGACCUACUCCGUCUGUCACGACCGCAUCCGAUACCCGGAGCCGUUCCCCGAGUGCGACGCCAGCGAGUCCGAGAAGAGGCGGUUCAACGAGUCCGGCCAUUUGAGGUUCCGCCGAUACCGCCGCCGCAAUCCGCGACGCGCUAGGGUUUCGGCGAGGGCUGACUCGAGGAGGCAGCGGCUUGCGGCAUCAUCUUAACUUGAAGUAAGUUGUGAAGAUAUCAUGCUUAAUUUGGUGGCGUAAUUUGAUACAAAUUCCUGGAUUGCUUUGCAAAUAUCUAUAAUUAAUGGAAACUAUUUGUACUUGCAAUAUGUGAUUCUUAAUCAUU
This is a messenger RNA of Zingiber officinale, 1156 nucleotides long. RefSeq names its product probable xyloglucan endotransglucosylase/hydrolase protein 30. Gene Ontology annotation, cellular component: apoplast; cell wall. Bases 1 to 1026 code for a protein of 341 amino acids. The record is from RefSeq and is a predicted model, not a curated record. Gene Ontology annotation, biological process: xyloglucan metabolic process; cell wall biogenesis. Gene Ontology annotation, molecular function: xyloglucan:xyloglucosyl transferase activity; hydrolase activity, hydrolyzing O-glycosyl compounds. The transcript has 4 exons. NCBI's taxonomy places the organism in Eukaryota, Viridiplantae, Streptophyta, Magnoliopsida, Zingiberales, Zingiberaceae.